UGGUGGGGGCGUUAAAGUCACAGGUUUCUUCAUAUUGUAAACACAACCUCCCCGCACUUGAAAAUACUUGAAAAAUCCCUCAGGACUGCGACUACAGGUCGGAACAAUUGUGUUUCUCGGACAGACGACAAAAUAACGACACGGUGGUGUAUUUUUAAACGCGGACUGCUUCACUGGAACCGAACUUUGACGCCGAUAGUGCUAACGAUCGGUGGCUAGUUAGCGGCUGCUAGCCUUUGCUGUUGGAAAAGGGAAGCGAAACUGAGAUUUUUUUUUUUCCUCUCUCUCUUUCUCCCCAUUGUCGUCUUAUUUCCUAAAUAUCACUUUGGCUUUGUUAUGGGUGCUGCUGGUACGACGUGGAAGCCGUCACUCUGUUGCCUUUAGCUUGUCGUUGAUGUUUGUCAGCACCUGCUGUUGGACAGGUUGCCAGCUCCUUAUCUGUUGUUGAAUGGGGAGGAGUUUUCAUACAGGAUAAUUGUGAUAUCCCUCGUCCGUUUGGAAGACGUCACACAAAAUGUUUCUAAGAAGCUGUUGGAAAUCUCGGUACAAGGGCGGCUGUUGGACCCGGUUAGGAUUCGCAGCCCUGCUUUGGUUCUGUGUGAGUCAGUUUGGAUGUGGCAGUGGACUGGUGGGGGAGAGAAAAACUGUGGUCCAGAAAGAUGCUGAGUUUGAUGUCACCUACAAUGACAAGGUUACAAGUGACAACCAGACCAUCUAUGCUUUCAAUCAUACCGUUUCCAGAAAUAAGACAGAAGGCGUGCGUGUUACUGUGGAUGUCAUGACCCAGGGCUUGGAGAGUCCUAUCCUGUUUGUGGUACGGCAGAAGCAAGCUGUAUUGUCUUUCCAAGUCCCGCUGAUCCUCAGAGGCCUCUACCAAAGGAAAUACCUAUAUGCCCACGUGGGGCGGACGUUGUGCCAACCUCUGACACUGGCUUUUUCUGAGACCCAGUACUUCUUUGUGGAUGUGUCUACCCUGUCUAGUCUGGGUACAAACUACCAGCUCAGGGUCAGCCGUGUAGACAGCUUCACCCUCCAGACAGACAAGAAAUUCAGCUUCACUGCAUCACCGUCCCAGCCUCAGUACUUUAAGUAUAUCUUUCCAGAUGGGGUGGACACUGUGAUUGUCAAAGUCAACUCGGAGAUGAACUUUCCAUGCUCUGUCAUGUCCAUCCAAGAUAUCCUGUGCCCUGUGUAUGACCUUGACAACAAUGUGGCCUUCAUUGGGAUGUAUCAGACAAUGACCAAAAAAGGUGCCAUUACUGUGCAGAAAAAGGAUUUUCCGAGCAACAGUUUCUACGUGGUGGUAGUGGUGAAAACGGAAGAUGAAGCAUGCGGUGGUCCACUGCGCUUCUAUCCUCUCCAUCCAGAUGAGUUGAUCAAUGCUGGCAACCGCACCAAGAUUCUCGAUGUGAUGGUCUCUCCUGCCAUCAACUUGGAGGUGUAUGUGAUGGGCAUGUUGUUCUGUUUGGGUAUCUUCCUGUUCUUUUACCUGCUUACCUUGCUUAUCACCUGUCUGGAAAACAAGCGAAUGACAAAGAAAAGAGAGUUGUUUCAGAAUCCUGCUGACAUGUCGCCUGCAGAGACAGCAUCUCUGCUUGGGAAGAAUGGAGAUGGUAAGACCCCCACCUCCCCACAUGACUAUGGCUCCAUUGCUGACAACGGCAGCACACUCAGUUCAGAGGCAAUCACAGAGAGUGCGACAUCUGCUGAUAACAACUAUGGAUAUAUGGAGCGAUCACUGGAGAGUGUUGGGAGAAGCAGGCAGGAAUCUUUGAGUUCUGUGGAAGAAGACGACUAUGACACUCUGGAUGACAUCAACUCGGACAAAAACAUUGUACGCACCAAGAAAUUUCUCUGUGUAUCUGACCUGGCCCGUAAAGACAAGCGGGUCCUCAGCAAAAAAUACCAAAUCUACUUCUGGAAUAUUGCCACUAUUGCUGUGUUCUACGCCCUCCCAGUCAUCCAGCUGGUCAUCACCUAUCAGACAGUUGUCAAUGUUACAGGAAACCAGGACAUCUGUUAUUACAACUUUUUGUGUGCACAUCCACUGGGAGCUCUCAGUGCUUUCAACAACAUUGUGAGUAACCUGGGUUAUGUCAUGCUGGGACUCCUCUUCCUUCUUAUCGUCCUCAAGAGAGAGAUUAUCCACAAACGAGCCCUGGUCCGCAACGAUCUCAAUGCAGUGGAAUGUGGAAUUCCAAAGCAUUUUGGUCUGUUCUAUGCAAUGGGAACGGCGCUGAUGAUGGAGGGCUUACUCAGUGCCUGCUACCAUGUUUGUCCCAACUACACCAACUUCCAGUUUGACACCUCCUUCAUGUACAUGAUAGCUGGACUUUGUAUGCUGAAGUUGUACCAGAAGAGACACCCAGACAUCAAUGCCAGUGCUUAUACCGCCUACGCCUGUCUGGCUGCUGUUAUCUUCUUCUCUGUGCUGGGAGUGGUAUUUGGAAGAGGAAACACUGUGUUUUGGAUCAUUUUUUCAGUGAUCCACAUUUUGGCCACCCUCCUCCUCAGCACACAGCUCUACUACAUGGGUCGAUGGAGGCUCGACUCCGGGAUUCUACGCAGGAUAAUAUAUGUCAUCUACACAGACUGCAUUAGACAAUGCAGUGGACCAAUGUACAUUGACCGGAUGGUGCUGCUUGUAAUGGGUAACAUUGUCAACUGGUCUCUGGCUGCUUACGGUCUCAUAGAGAGACCCAACGACUUUGCCUCCUACCUGCUGGCCAUUGCCAUCUGCAACUUGCUGCUUUACUUUGCCUUCUAUAUCAUUAUGAAGCUGCGGAGUGGUGAACGGAUCCAGUGUCUGGCACUGGUGUGUAUCAUCUUCACAGCUGUGGUGUGGGGAUUUGCACUUUAUUUUUUCUUCCAGGGUCUCAGCACCUGGCAGAAAACUCCAGCUGAGUCUCGUGAGCACAACAGGGACUGUAUUCUGCUGUCAUUCUUUGACGACCAUGACAUUUGGCAUUUCCUCUCCUCCAUUGCCAUGUUUGGAUCCUUCCUGGUCCUCCUGACCAUGGACGAUGACCUUGACACUGUCCAGAGAGACAAAAUCUAUGUCUUCUAGAGGUGCCAGAUCUUCUGUCAUCAAAGCAGCUCGUCUCCUCUGCCUUAUUUUUUUUUUUCCGUCCUGAAUAAGCACAGCCAGCAGCCUGUUUACCAGGCUGGAUAGUGAGUGAGUUUCAUCCACUUGCAGGCAGUAAAGAAAGGGCAGCAGUUGGAUGUCCCUCCCUCUACCAGUAUGGACACUAAUGUGCCAAGCAGAAGUUGGGUCAAGCUCUGUUGAUGCUGAAACUUGUCUUCUCGCUGCUGUUGAUAUAACUGUUGUAAUUGAUGUUUACUUAUCAUUGAUGAUGUUAUACCUCUGCAGAAUUAACUUGUUUUAUACAGUCUGCUUUGCAUUUUGCCUGCAAUUCAACAAGGCAUUUUUGAAUUUGUAUGGCAAGCCAUUUUGAUGUAUAAUUGAUUGUAAUUGCAUCUUAGAUAUCUAAAAAAAAUUGCACUAUCACUCGUGAUGGCCAAAUGAGGCCUCAUUAAGUGUUUGCUCUUUUUUCUGU
Messenger RNA from Thalassophryne amazonica, 3557 nucleotides. It is a transcript of the gene sidt2, whose product is annotated as SID1 transmembrane family, member 2. Bases 515 to 3067 code for a protein of 850 amino acids. The record is from RefSeq and is a predicted model, not a curated record. The transcript has 26 exons. Lineage: Eukaryota; Metazoa; Chordata; Actinopteri; Batrachoidiformes; Batrachoididae. Gene Ontology annotation, cellular component: membrane.